AUGUUUAAAAACCGUAAUUAUGUGUAUGGACCCGAGGAUAGAUACGUGCCAGCUAAGUUAAACGCCGGUGAAUUCAUAUUAGAAAAGAUAUGGCAAUUUAAAGAUACAGUUGCACUGAUAAAUGGAGCAACGGAUGAAAAACUAACGUAUGGGGAGAUGGCCCAAGAGGCCAUGAACCUAGCUGUUUCGUUGGUGAGGCUUGGUGUACGGAGAGGCGAUGUGGUUGCUAUAUGUGCAGAGAACAGGCGAGAGUUCUGGAGCACUGUGAUCGGAAUUACCUGUGCAGGGGCUGUGGUGACGACUGUCAACAUGAUCUAUACGAAAGGCGAGCUAAAGCAUGUGAUGGGUAUAACAAAACCAACGUUCAUGUUUUGUUCGCCCCUGGCAUUAAAAGUUCAAGCGAAGAACUUCAGAAGUCUGGAAUACGUGAAGAAGUUUAUAGUGUACGGAGACGAGAAAAUACCUAACAUGUUGUCGUACAAUGACCUUGCUAUUGCUGGACCCGCUUCGAAGUUGUCUCAACACGUGAAAUACGAGGAUUUCGAUGCCGUGGACGUCGAAGGACAGAAUGAUUUGGCGAUGAUUUUGUACUCUUCGGGGACUACAGGCUUACCCAAAGGUGUUAUGAUCACGCAUCUCAACGUUUUAACGGCUUCUGCCUCGAAUGUUGAGAGGCCAUCAUUUGUGACUCUCUCGAUCACACCGUGGUACCACACCAUGGGCCUCAUGAGUCACCUAAUCGGUUUUGUUAAAGGGAGAACUACAGUAUAUUUACCAAAGUUUGAAGUUGAUCUAUACCUGAAAACUAUAGAAAAAUAUCAGAUUUCACAACUGACCGUAGUGCCUCCAGUGUUGGUGGCACUAUGCAAGUCACCGUCGAAAUAUGACGUCAGUUCCGUGUUAGUGAUAUUUUCCGGAGCUGCACCCUUGCACAAAGAGACAAUUGUAGCGGUACAUAAAAGAUUUCCCAAUGUACAAGCUGUUCUACAGGGUUAUGGAAUGACAGAAAGUACCCUAGUAGUCACAAUAAAUAUAAAUGGAGACAAAGAAGGCAGUGUAGGACAAGUUAAUUCCAACACAAUUAUCAAGAUUGUGGAUCCAGAAACUCGUAAGGUGUUAGGACCAAACCAAAAUGGAGAAAUCUGUAUUAAGGGCGCAAUGAUUAUGAAAGGUUACAUAGGAAAGAAAAGACAAGACGACUUUGAUGAAGAGGGUUUCUUCAAAACUGGUGACAUUGGAUAUUAUGAUGACGAUAAAUAUUUUUACAUUGUUGAUCGACUUAAGGAACUUAUCAAAUAUAAAGGAUACCAGGUAGCCCCAGCAGAAUUAGAAGCAGUUCUUCUUAAACACGCGGGUGUGCGUGAUGCGGGCGUGGUGGGAGUCCCACACGCCUCUGCCGGUGAAGUGCCUCUUGCGUUUGUUGUGCUGCAACCUGGCGCCGAAACCACAGAAGCAGAGCUGCAACAAUUUGUAGCUGAACGGCUAUCGAAUUCGAAGCAUCUUCGCGGAGGAGUUCGCUUUGUUGAAGCAAUACCAAAGACACUAACGGGAAAAAUUCUAAGAAAAGAACUAAAAAAAAUGGCAAAAUCUACAAGAAGUAAGCUGUAA
Parnassius mnemosyne (clouded apollo) is the source of this 1608-nucleotide messenger RNA. The record is from the annotation of a GenBank genome assembly. NCBI's taxonomy places the organism in Eukaryota, Metazoa, Arthropoda, Insecta, Lepidoptera, Papilionidae.